Molecule: messenger RNA, 484 nt
Organism: Staurois parvus
Lineage: Eukaryota; Metazoa; Chordata; Amphibia; Anura; Ranidae
Source: the annotation of a GenBank genome assembly
CUGCUUGAUCCCAACCUGCGACUUCUCAUUACCGACCUUGGCUUGUUCUUGACUACGCUUCUGCUUGAUCCCAACCUGCGACUUCUCAUUACCGACCUUGGCUUGUUCUCGACUACGCUUCUGCUUGAUCCCAACCUGCGACUUCUCAUUACCGACCUUGGCUUGUUCUCGACUACGCUUCUGCCUGAUCCCAACCUGCUACUGCUCAUUACCGAGUUUGGCUUGUUCUUGACUAUGCUUUUGCCUGAUCCCAACAUGCAACUGCUCAUUACCGACCUUGGCUUGUUCUCCUCUACGCUUCUGCCUGAUCCCAACCUGCGACUGCUCAUUACCGACCUUGGCUUGUUUACAGACCACGCUUCUAUUUGAUCCUUACUUGCUUAAUACGCUACUGGACCUCUGCUUGCUUACCUCCUGCCCUGAUCGCAACCUUAGAGCGAAGCCCUCCUGACAGAGCUUCCAUCUUCACCUGGUCUUCCUUCCG